This is a messenger RNA of Ichthyophthirius multifiliis, 1445 nucleotides long. RefSeq lists its product as hypothetical. The annotation marks the transcript as partial. The transcript is spliced from 4 exons. The record is from RefSeq and is a predicted model, not a curated record. Lineage: Eukaryota; Ciliophora; Oligohymenophorea; Hymenostomatida.
UUAUUUUCCUAUAUUUUCCCCUUCAAACGACCUUAUUUUCAUAUGGAAUUUAUUGUAAUUAUGUAAUAUUUUCUUCUUCCUUUUCCUUAUUCCUAUUGUUGUUACUUUCGAUUUAGAUUUUUCAGACAUUUUAAACUAAAAAAUCAUUAAUUUUGGUAUUAUUAUAUUGUUUUUGGACAUUCUAGUUAGUAUAAACACUUAUUUUUACGAAAAAGGUUUACCUAUAAAAGAUCGAAAAUAGAUAAUAAAAUAAUUUUUUAAAAAAACCUUUUCUCCGAUAUAGUCAGUGUUUCUCCUUUAAUUUUAUAUUUUACUAUUUAUUAAUUUUUAAUCCCCCUAUUUUUUUUAAACUCAUCAGAGUAAGUAUAAUUACCCAUUAAAUUGAAGAAAGAUUCAAUUUAAAGCCUAAAACAAUUAAUAUAAUUGAAUUAAUUAAACUUUUUCUUACAGUAAUAAUCGUAGCCCAUUUAUUUGGUUCAAUUUGGAUUUUUGUAGGUUAAUUUGAAGAAUAAACUCUAGGAGUAUCUUCUUGGUUGACUAAAUAGGAGAUCAUAAGUUCAUAAUGGUAUAUUAAAUAUAUAAAAGCUUAUUAUUUUGCUACUGUAACUAUGAUAACAGUUGGUUAUGGAGAUAUAGGACCAGUAAAUGAAAUAGAAAUGAUGCUUUGUGUAUUUACUAUGCUUAUUACUUGUGGUGUAUUUGCUUAUAGUGUUAAUUGUAUAGGAAUGAUUUUGACUGAUUUUAAUAGUAGAGAGAAGGAAAUAAAGGAUAAUUUAUUUGUGAUAAAUAAUUAUAUGUAAACUAAAAAUGUAAAGCCUAGUUUAUAAUAUUAAAUUAAAUAAUAUUUAGAGUAUUAUUGGAAAGAAAUGUAACAUUAAAAUACAGAAAAAGAGGAAAAAAUAAUCGAUUAACUUUCAGAUUCUUUGAAAGAAAAAUUACUCAUAGAAGCUAAUAAAAUAGUACUUUCAGACUGUCAAAUUUUCUCAAAUAACUUCACUGAUUAAAUAGUUAAUAGUACUGUUAAAAUAAUCAAAGAAUUAAGAGUUAAUCCUGGUGAAGUCCUUUGUUUAGAAGGUACUUAAGAUAAUUGUGCUAUUUAUUUUAUUUAAAAAGGAGAAGUAGAAAUAUACAUAGAUUCACUUUAUAAUUCCAGUCUAUCUAAAAAUGUACACCUUAAAAAACUUAAAAAAGGCGAUAAUUUUGGAUGCGUAUCUUUUUUUACUGGAAAUUUAAGAAGUCAUUCAAUUAAAGCAGUAGAUUUUUGUACACUUUUAAUGAUAAAAAGAUAAGAUUUUAUUGAUUUAUUAUUAAAAGAAUCAAGAGAAGACUAUGAGAUGUUUUGUGCUAUUAAAGAUAAUAUUUUAAUUAAUAAAAAUUAUGAGCAAUUAUUUACAGAAUGUUUUUCUUGUUAAUAAAAAUUUUUAUAAGGACCAUUUAAUAGGUGA